AUGGCAGAGAUUGAUACAAAUCAUGAAGUAUCUUUAAACAUUAAAGAUAUCAACAAUUCUUCAUCACCCAUGGCAACAGAUCAUUCCUCUGUUUGUUUUCUAUCACUCCCAUUCAUGCAAAAGCAGCUGAUAGCAGAGGUAACAGGAACUUAUUUCCUAAUAUUUGCCGGUUGUGGGUCGGUGGUUGUUAAUGCAGCCAGCGACAAGACUGUUACAUUUCCUGGGAUUGCAAUUGUUUGGGGUCUUGCUGUUAUGGUUCUUGUUUAUUCUGUCGGACAUAUCUCCGGCGCCCAUUUCAACCCUGCCGUCACCAUUGCUUUCGCCACCUGCAAGAGAUUUCCUUGGAAACAGGUGCCGGCAUACUUAUCAGCUCAGGUUCUUGGAUCAACUCUGGCCGCCGGUACACUUCGGUUGAUCUUCACCGGAAAACAGGAUCAUUUCACCGGAACACUUCCCAUGGGCUCCGACUUACAAUCAUUUGUUCUUGAAUUCAUAAUCACUUUUUACCUCAUGUUUGUCAUCUCCGGCGUGGCCACUGAUAACAGAGCGAUUGGAGAACUUGCAGGGCUUGCAGUUGGAGCUACCGUUUUACUCAAUGUGAUGUUUGCUGGGCCGAUUUCUGGGGCAUCGAUGAAUCCGGCAAGAAGUUUAGGACCAGCAAUCGUGUCGAACCAAUACAAGAGUUUAUGGGUGUAUAUGGUGGCGCCGGUUGCGGGGGCUAUAGCCGGAGCUUGGGUCUACAACACAAUUAGAUUUACAAACAAGCCGGUUCGUGAGAUUACAAAGAGUGGUUCCUUUUUGAAAGGAACUUCUUCUAAUUGA
This is a messenger RNA of Impatiens glandulifera, 822 nucleotides long. Its product is annotated as aquaporin NIP1-1-like. Lineage: Eukaryota; Viridiplantae; Streptophyta; Magnoliopsida; Ericales; Balsaminaceae. Gene Ontology annotation, biological process: transmembrane transport. The record is from RefSeq and is a predicted model, not a curated record. Gene Ontology annotation, cellular component: membrane. Gene Ontology annotation, molecular function: channel activity. Bases 1 to 822 code for a protein of 273 amino acids. The transcript has 5 exons.